This is a messenger RNA of Necator americanus (New World hookworm), 315 nucleotides long. RefSeq lists its product as uncharacterized. The transcript has a single exon. Lineage: Eukaryota; Metazoa; Nematoda; Chromadorea; Rhabditida; Ancylostomatidae. Bases 1 to 315 code for a protein of 104 amino acids. The record is from RefSeq and is a predicted model, not a curated record.
AUGUGGGUCUGCUCGAGACCCUCAACGGGAAUCAGGGUGUACGGAUACCCUACAGAACUCGUGGAUGAGUUCGGUUAUUUGGGAUUUAUGCUGAAAAACGAUGGCAGCUACGAGAGAGAUAUUCAGCAAAGAUGCGCUGAAGCUAACUCGGCAUUCAACUCAUUGACCAAGUGCUUGUGGUCGACCCCCAUCGCCAACGAAGUCAAGCUGCGACUCAACCUAUCCGCAAUUCGCCCUAUCAUAAUGCAUGGAUCGCAGACUUGGGCGGCGCCGUCGGCGGUGAUGAAGAAGUUUGGCUACAUGGAAGCUGUUUAG